Messenger RNA from Eutrema salsugineum, 1285 nucleotides. RefSeq names its product mitogen-activated protein kinase kinase 9. Gene Ontology annotation, molecular function: ATP binding; protein serine/threonine kinase activity. Gene Ontology annotation, cellular component: cytoplasm. The record is from RefSeq and is a predicted model, not a curated record. Gene Ontology annotation, biological process: protein phosphorylation. Lineage: Eukaryota; Viridiplantae; Streptophyta; Magnoliopsida; Brassicales; Brassicaceae. The transcript has a single exon. The coding region runs from base 77 to 1009 and encodes 310 amino acids.
UAUUUUCUUCUUCCACCAGAUUUCUUCAGUCUUCUUCUUCUUCUUCUUCUUCUUCUUCUUCUUCUUCUAUCUUUCCAUGGCUUUGGUUCGAGAACGUCGUCAGCUCAAUCUUCGUCUUCCUCUUCCUCCAAUUUCCGACCGCCGCUUCUCCGUCGCUUCCGUCUCCUCCCUCGCUACCUCUGCUGUUAUCUGUAACGGAAUCUCCGCCGCUGAUCUCGAGAAACUCAACGUUCUCGGUUGCGGAAACGGCGGGACUGUUUACAAAGUCCGUCACAAGAACACGGCGGAGCUUUACGCUCUGAAAUCCGUUAACGGUGAUAUGGAUCCGAUUCUCACGAGACAACUGAUGCGCGAGAUGGAGAUCCUCCGCCGCACAGAUUCUCCCUACGUCGUCCGGUGUCACGGAAUCUUCGAAAAACCAGUCGUCGGCGAAGUAUCGAUUCUGAUGGAGUAUAUGGACGGAGGAACCCUAGAAUCUCUCCGCGGCGGCGUAACAGAGCAAAAACUCGCCGGAUUCGCUAGACAGAUCCUGAAAGGAUUGAGUUAUCUUCACGCUCUCAAAAUCGUUCACAGAGACAUCAAACCGGCGAAUCUCCUUCUCAAUUCGAAAAACGAGGUUAAAAUCGCCGAUUUCGGAGUCAGCAAGAUCUUAGUAAGGUCGUUAGAUUCGUGCAAUUCGUACGUAGGCACUUGUGCUUACAUGAGCCCAGAGAGAUUCGAUUCUGAAUCGGCCGGUGGAAGCUCCGACGUUUACGCCGGCGAUAUCUGGAGUUUCGGGUUGAUGAUGCUGGAGCUUCUCGUCGGUCACUUUCCGUUGCUCCCGCCGGGACAGAGACCCGAUUGGGCGACGUUAAUGUGCGCCGUGUGUUUCGGAGAACCGCCGCGAGCGCCGGAGGGAUGCUCCGAAGAGUUUCGGAGCUUCGUCGAGUGUUGUCUCCGUAAAGAUUCGAGUAAUCGGUGGACGGCGUCGCAGCUUCUCGGCCAUCCUUUUCUCCGGGAAAAUCCUUAAUUCGAUUUUUUUUUUUAAUGUAUAAUCAGAAACGGAUCUGAGAAUCUAGAUUCUGAAAAGCAGAUGAUUCGCAUUUGGAUUAAAAUUGUUUUAUUUUUGUAGAAACUUGGAUAGCUUCUGGAGAUAUUAUGGUCGUAAUUUUUGUACAUAUAUAUACUCCGGAGUUUAGGAAAAAUCGGGGCUUGUAACAUCGCCCUUCCAUGAUAAAACUAUUUCUUCAGUCAUUUACUCUUUACAGUUUCGUAAUGUAUACAUUACAUGACUCAUUCUCUAAAA